Messenger RNA from Bathycoccus prasinos, 1968 nucleotides. RefSeq names its product FAD dependent oxidoreductase. The transcript has a single exon. The coding region runs from base 1 to 1968 and encodes 655 amino acids. The record is from RefSeq and is a predicted model, not a curated record. NCBI's taxonomy places the organism in Eukaryota, Viridiplantae, Chlorophyta, Mamiellophyceae, Mamiellales, Bathycoccaceae.
AUGACUACGUUUCUUUCGCGCUCUGCUUUGAACAACGCUGCGAGUGGUGCUCCGACGAUUUCUUCUUCUUCUUUUUCGUCGUCUUCGUCAAAAAAGCAGUCUUUGUCGUCUUUGGGGAGAAAGAGCAGAAGGAAGAUUUUUGUAUCUAAAAAUGACGAUGCGAAAGUGAACGACGACGACGACGACGAGGAGGAGAUUUUAUCGGAAACGACGAAACGCAUCGCGGAGCAAAUAGCCUCGCGGAGGACAACGGGAAACGAAAAAGCGUUCGGUGCGGGUGGACAAACGACCGUGGACAGUUUGAAAAGAGUCGAUGGUAUUUGGAAGCGGAUAAAGAGCAGCGAAGGAAAAACGAGGCGUGUGAGAGAGUUUGUGAAAACGAUUCGGACGACGGUUGAAGAAGUAGAAGAAGGAAAAAAAUUUGACGUCGUCGUAUGCGGCGGCACGCUCGGGAUUCUUCUCGCCGCGACGUUGCAACAGAAAGAAAACAAUUUGAAAGUUGGCGUCAUCGAGCGCGGGAAACUGCAAGGUCGCGAGCAAGAGUGGAACGUGACGAGGAAAGAACUGUCCGUGCUGUGCGCGUUGAACGUGUUGACGGAGGAGGAUUUGGACGAGGUGAUAUGCGGGGAGUUUAAUCCGAUUAAGUGCGGGUUUUACGAUAGCACUGGAAAGAGGAGACAAGAAGAGAACGAAAUCGUGACAGAGAACGUGUUGAAUUGCGGGGUAUCGCCGACGAGGUUGAUCGAAAAGUGUCGCGAAAAUUUCGAAUUGAACGGAGGGGUUGUGUUUGAAGAGACUUCUUUGAACGGCGUGACGAUUAACGAAGAAGAGAAGCACGAGUGCGCGCGGUUAGAUAUUGGUUCGGAAACGAUAGAAGCAAGAUUAGUCGUAGACGCCAUGGGGUUUGGAUCACCAAUUACGUUACAGGCGAGAAAUGGAGAGAAACCGGACGGCGUGUGCGUGGUUGUCGGGACGUGCGCGGAAGGUUUCGACGAGGCGAAGAACGUCUCGGCAGAUUUGAUUUAUACGUGUACUGAUAUUUCCGAGGAAAGACAAUAUUUUUGGGAAGCGUUUCCAGCCGAGUUAGAUAAGAAGAAGAAGAAGAACAGUCAUAAAAACAACACGUCAAACGUUCGAACGACGUACAUGUUUUCCUACUUGGACGCGAAGCCAGAGCGACCGUCCAUCGCUCGUAUUUUAGACGACUAUUGGAACUUAAUGCCCAAGUACCAAAACUUGAAUUCACUGGAUGAUGUCGAGUUCAAGCGCAUAUUGUUUGGAUAUUUCCCGACAUAUAGGAAUUCACCGUUGAAAGCACAGUUCGACCGCGUGUUACAAAUCGGCGACGCUUCGGGAAUGCAAUCUCCGCUCAGCUUUGGCGGCUUGGCGUGCAUGUUGCGCCACUUACCGCGCAUAUCGCUCGCGUUGACGGAAGCGUUGGAAGCUGAUAUCGUCGAUAAGAAGGCACUGGGUACAAUCAACGCGUACCAACCCGCCUUAUCGGCAGCGUGGUUAUUUCAAAGGUGCAUGUCCGUUCAAGUCGGCAGCAGUUCGUCUCCUUUUUCGUCCUCGAAAACCUUCAUCAACGAUUUGAUGCGCAUCAAUUUCGGCGUCAUGCAAAAUCUCGGCGACGAUGUUUUGAAACCGUUUUUGCAAGACGUCAUUCGCUUCAAGCCGUUGUCGAGAACGUUGUUAUCCAUGACGAAGAACAACAUCGCGUUCGUUCCGUCUAUUUUACUCCAAGCCGGCGUCGAACCUAUCGCGGAUUGGUUUCGACACUUUGUCGCUUUAGGCGUGUACGACUUCCUCGAACCCGUCGUCGAGCCCGGCAUGACGUGGGCGAAGAAUACAAACGCGCUUUCCCCGCGCUCGAAGUUUUUUUUGCGCAGGUACUUGGAAGCCAUCGAAUACGGCGCGGGAAAUGAUUCCGUCGAUAAGGAAAUUCAAAGAAGAAGUCGCUCGUCUUAG